This is a messenger RNA of Abrus precatorius (Indian licorice), 1700 nucleotides long. Its product is annotated as R3H domain-containing protein 2. Bases 354 to 1427 code for a protein of 357 amino acids. Gene Ontology annotation, molecular function: nucleic acid binding. The record is from RefSeq and is a predicted model, not a curated record. The transcript is spliced from 4 exons. Lineage: Eukaryota; Viridiplantae; Streptophyta; Magnoliopsida; Fabales; Fabaceae.
GUGUGUUCACAUUGAACAAGGAAAAAGGGAAGAAGAAGAUAUAUAAUAUUUAUGAUGAGUCACCGAUUUUUGUGAGAAAAGAGAGAGAGAGAGAGAAAGAAGUGGUUGGGUUGGGUUGGGUUGGAUUGUAAUCCAUUCAUCUCUCCCUAUUUUCCAAGACAAAAUCCUUCUCCAUCCCUUCUUCUUUCUCUUCCUCCUUACCCUUAUUAUUAUUCCACUCCUUCACCCUUCAAGGGAAGGAGGAACAACUCUGUUAUUAAUAAUUUAUCAUAUUUAUUUAUUAUUUUAAUAUUUAAUAUUAUCAUUAGUAUUAUUAUUUCUGUGAAUUUAUCCCCCAUCCGUAGAGUGGAACAAUGGAUUCGUUGUGUCUCUCCAACGAUUCAGUUUCUGGAUUCAAAGACAAGGAGUCAAUGGUUGACCCCUUCUUGGUUGAGGCUCUUCAGAACCCUCGUCAUCGCCUCACCAUUUUGAGGAUGGAGUUGGAUAUCCAGAGGUUUCUGAACAAUGCUGAUCAGCAGCAUUUUGAGUUCCAACAUUUUCCUUCUUCCUAUCUCCGACUGGCUGCACAUCGUGUUGCACAACACUACAAUAUGCAGACAAUGGUUCAGGAUAAUGGCUUAGAUGGACAGGGAAGUAAAAUUCUGGUGAGGAAGUUGCCAGAAAGCAAGUAUCCUGUUGUUCGAUUAUCUGAAAUACCUUUAAAACAGUUGGAAAAUGAUAAAUCCGAGCAGAAAAAAAUUGUCAUUAGACCUAGGCCUUAUAAAACUAGUUUGAAUGAAGCCAAUGAAGCUGGGAUGAAAGGAAAUCCUGUGAGAAGUGUAGAAGAGAGGAAGGAGGAAUAUGAUCGGGCACGAGCACGUAUCUUUAGUGGCUCUAGAAGUUCUGAUUCAUGUGAUACCUAUUCCCUGGUCUCAAUGGAUGGGAAAAAUUCUUCUACAAGCACGGAUGAGAAUGAAACUAGCAAGAACCCCAUGACUGAUUCAGAAAGAUGCAUUAAUGUCAGCAUCAGGGAUAAUAGUUCUACUCGAGUUGCCAUUUUCAGAGAUAGGGAAAAGGACCGUAGUGAUCCAGAUUAUGAUCGUAGCUAUGGAAGGUAUGCAAGAAGUAUUCCAACCUCUGCUGUUAACUUGGUGCCGUUUAAUUUGCAAAAAGCUCAACAUUCGUUUGCUCAAUAUGACACUGCUUUUAAUCAGUUGGGUCAGAUGCCACAAACUCAGGCAUCACUUGGCUUUGGGCCUCCAUCAAGCCCAAUAAUGAGUCCGUUUUGUACCACAGGAUUGAAUCAGGCAUCUAGGGAUGGUGCUUAUCUACAGUGGCCAAGUGCUGCAAUGAUGUAUGCACAUUCAUAUGACCAAUUUAGACAUGCUGUUUUCCAGGCUCCAUUUGGUCAACAGCCGUUGAGCUUUGACUAUUCACAGGAUUAUUAGAUGACAUUUAGGGGGCAGUAUUUGAUUUGGAUGCAAAGUUAUGCUAGUAUUUUAGGAUUUCAUUUUAGGUUAAUUUUUCAGGACUGUGUCAUAGACCCUUGUAGUAGUGUAUGUCUUUGGUUUUUCAGUUUUGAUGGUUAUAGUAAAUCAUUGGGUACUUGUAAUGUGAGAGUUUAUAAAAAUAGUGAAUUGUGGUGCAUUACUGGACUUGCAAUUAUAUGAUAAGGUUUCAGAGGUGUUUUAAAAUAUACUUUGCCCAAUAAUGUUGGGGAG